AUGUCCACCCGCGUUCUUCUGCACGUGAGUGCGUUUUCUCUAUCCCAAGUGAACUCCCAACGUCUCUUUUCCGUGGAGUAUGCUGUAAAGUCAGGGGCGGAUCCAGCCUUUUGGUACCGGGUUCAUCUGAACCCAUUGGGAAAAGCUGUUCAUGCACUUCUUGUUGUUUCUAGUAAUGUCUCAGAAGACCACAUAAUUCAGAAUAAUUGUCUCAUUAAUCUCUACUCGAGGUGUGGACAACUUGCUGUUGCUCGGCAGGUGUUUGACAGAUUGAGUCAACGAAAUGUAGUUUCUUGGAGCUUUUUAAUGGCAGGGUAUUUGCACAAUGGGUAUGCUUGGGAAGUAACCAAAUUGUUCAAAGACAUGAUUUCAGUGGAUAAAAUAUUCCCAAAUGAGUAUGUCUUGUCUACCGUACUUUCUUCUUGUUCUAGCGGUGGUUUGCUACACGAAGGGCGGCAGUGUCAUGCGUUAGUGUUGAAAGCAGGAUUGGUCUUUCAUCAAUAUGUGAAGAAUGCUCUUCUAUCCUUGUAUACAGUGUCUUCAGAUAUGGAAGGGGUUUUGGAAAUCUUGAAGUCUGUUCCUGGAUUAGACAUCAUUACUUAUAAUUCUAUACUGAAGGGGUUCUUGGAUCAUGGGUAUACAAGUGAAGCGUUGGAUGUUUUCUCAAGGAUGUUGGCUGACGGCUCGGCGGGGGAUAGUGUCAGUUACGUGAACAUAUUUGGUCUUUGUGCUCGCUUCAAGGAUUUGAAGUUGGGUAAGCAAGUUCACUGCAGAAUGCUGAAGUCUGGUCUUCAGCUUGAUGUGUUUCUAAGCAGUGCAAUCAUGGACAUGUACGGAAAGUGUGGUGAAAUUUCAGGUGCAAGAUAUAUUUUUGAUUCUUAA
Molecule: messenger RNA, 882 nt
Organism: Nicotiana tabacum (common tobacco)
Lineage: Eukaryota; Viridiplantae; Streptophyta; Magnoliopsida; Solanales; Solanaceae
Source: RefSeq, a predicted model, not a curated record